Molecule: messenger RNA, 2797 nt
Organism: Strongylocentrotus purpuratus (purple sea urchin)
Lineage: Eukaryota; Metazoa; Echinodermata; Echinoidea; Camarodonta; Strongylocentrotidae
Exons: 7
Coding region: 108-1808 (566 amino acids)
Molecular function (GO): DNA binding; zinc ion binding
Source: RefSeq, a predicted model, not a curated record
GAUCGAGAUUUGUGCAGAUAAGACCGACCGUCGUCAGCUUCAGUGUCACCGAUUUGGACCAUUCUUACAGAAAGCACAGGGAAUAGGAAAUUGAAGAUUCAGUGACAAUGGAAGAAACAAGUGAUGAUGAGGACUCUAGUCGACGUUCAUUCUCUUCAAUGGGCUUCGCCAACCUACCAGAGAGACAGGACAUUAUUGUAGAGAAGACAGAGAAGGAUAAGGACACACAUAAAGAGAAGGUCAUCAUGACAGACAAACGAGCCAUUGAAAGUGGACCAGGGGGACACUUCCUGGAUGAUAAUGGAGAGCCUCUGGCUUACUGCCGCUGCAGGAGCUCAGACUGUUCACAGGUCAUUGUAGCAUGUGAUCAUUGUGAAGAAAAAUGUGUUGGUGUGGAGGAACCAGCUGCUAAGUUCAUCCUCAAGUCUGCCUGCCCACCAAGUGGAGAAAAAACACCUAGUCUGUCAGUUAUCAACAAGGAAAGGAAGGAGAAGAAAGAAAAGACAAAAUUGGACAAGCCAAGUGAGAAGAAGAUCACAAAGACAAGGAAACAGUUUUUGAAAGAGAAGAAGAUGAAAAUGAAGAAGGAGGGGGUAAAGAAGAUGAGGUCUAAGAAGCUGAAGAUGAUGAAGACGAAGGAGAAGAAGGGUAUUGGGAGUGGGGAGAAAACGGGGGCUUCAGAGGCCGAUGCAUCAGGAGAUUACUCACCUGCAACACAUGCUCUGAAACUCACUAAGGCAGCACAGCGAGCCAACAGAAGGUGUGGUGAAUGCGAGGCUUGCAAAAGGAAUGACGAUUGUGGACAGUGUGUCUUUUGCAUGGACAUGAAGAAAUUGGGAGGACCAAUCAAAAUGAGACAGAAGUGCCGCUUCAAGCAGUGUCUCAAAAGAGCAAGCCCCAACAUUUUUGAACUCGGAAGCAUGUUCUUCACAUUCCCCGACCAAACCCCGAGACGGGAUGCUACCAUUGCCUGGUGCAGGGAGCAUGGCUUGUUGUCAACUCAAAUGACUUGUCCCAACUGUGACGACAGAUGCAAGGAGGCGAGGCGGGAAAGAUGCAUUGACAAAGUGGUAUGGCGAUGCAGGAACACCAAGUGUCGAAAAAUUGUAAACUUACGAAAGGGAAGCUUUUUUGAAUCUUCACACCUUGAGCUCUGGCAGAUUAUAGGGUUGUCACACAUCUGGGCUUCCAGCGGAAGGAGGGCACAGGGGCCUACGCAGCAAAGCAUCAUGCGAGACAUCUGCACAUCGUCAAGUGUGGUCGUCGACUGGAAACAUUUCCUCAGGGACGUUUGCGUCCAGUACUUUGCCAACCAACACGAGCAGAUUGGCGGACCGGGCAAGGUGGUCGAGGUCUAUGAAUCAAUGUUUACACAGCGCAAGAAAAGCGUAGGACGCCAGAGGCAACAAAGAUGGGUGCUCGGCGGAUACGAGCAAGCACGAAAGAUAGGCUUCAUGGUGGAGGUUCCAAGCCGUGAUGCUGCCACACUUCUUCCUAUCAUUGAGCAUUGGGUAGCCCCAGGCUCAGUAAUAUGGACUGACCUGCGGGGUGCAUAUGCCCAUCUUGGGAACCAGCCAGGCCUGGGAGACAUACACAGGACUGUGAACCACACGGUGCAUUUCAUGGAUCCUGCGAAGGGGGUGUGCACUAUGUGGGCCCGGGCAAAGGCUAAGUUUAAAGCGUCACAUAGAUCAACCAAACGCAACUCGUUCGGAGACUACCUCAAGGAGUUCAUGUGGUUCCAGCGCUUUGGCGACUCGGCAUUCUACCAGCUGUGGCUGCAGAUUGCGCACCUGUAUCCUGUGUAGCUCCUAACGAACCUGGCCUAGCUGCUCUUUUUAGACAUGAUAAAAUGUGCCUACAUGUAUCAAUCAACGAACACAAGUAUUACCCAUGGAUUUUCCUCGAAAUUAGGAAGCGCUUUUGAAUGGUAUACAGCAAGUACAUUGCUUUGUGCAGUUUACAUUCAUGUGAAGUUUUUUUUAAUUAUUUUAAUGUAGUAAGGAGAAUUUACAAAUCAAUCAGUUCAGGUUUCCUUCAUUUUUAUGGUUUAUAAUGCUCUGUUUUCACUCAUACUUUUAGACUAUUUUGUAAUUGUACAAUUAGCAUUGUAUUCAUCUAUUUGGCCUUAGAAACACUUUUUUUACAUCAAUUUCCGUCCCUUUCAGAUAAUAAAUAAGAUUUGGAAAGAAGUGAUGUCCAGAUUUGAUGUAUUUUUUAAGGCAAUUUCUUCAAUCAAAGUGAGGUGAAACUUAGCUUCCUGAUAUUCAAGUACAUAGUUUAAAGAAAAUAAAAUUAAUCAAAAUAAAAUAGUUUUUCAGUUAAGUGCUUAUUGUUAUUAUUAUUAUUCAUUUGGCCAAUAUAGAAAAAAAGAAUACAAUAAUAAUAUUGCAACGUUCACCUCUGCUUGUAGAAAAUACAGUUCCAUUGAGAAGGGAGUUAUGUUCAGAUUUGAUUUUUUUUUGCAGGCAAGUCACAGCGAAGUAAAACUUAGCUUCCUUGUAUACAAGUACAAAAGAAAAUAUCAUAUAAAUCACAAACGCAUUUAUAAGAAUAGGGGUGAAAUUUGCAUUUGAUACCCACUGGUAGCAGUAUUCGGCGAUGCCCCAUCCUUUCUCUCUAUUUACGACCUCAAUGAACCCUUUGUAUAGUUUGGCCUCCUUCUCCUUCCACAUGAAAUACUCGGGGGUUAUUUGAAAAUCCACUUCACAGUCAAACCACUCAGUGCCUGAGGAAAUAUAGUGUAAUAAACCAAAACAGACAGAAAAAGACAAUAAAGUGAACUGGUAACAUUGUA